Synchiropus splendidus (mandarinfish) is the source of this 1530-nucleotide messenger RNA. It is a transcript of the gene rpusd4, whose product is annotated as RNA pseudouridine synthase D4. The coding region runs from base 198 to 1382 and encodes 394 amino acids. NCBI's taxonomy places the organism in Eukaryota, Metazoa, Chordata, Actinopteri, Syngnathiformes, Callionymidae. Gene Ontology annotation, molecular function: pseudouridine synthase activity; RNA binding. The record is from RefSeq and is a predicted model, not a curated record. The transcript has 6 exons. Gene Ontology annotation, biological process: pseudouridine synthesis.
UUAAAACGUGAUAACGAUUGAUUGCUUCUACCGCUACUACAUAAAGGGGAAAUAAAAAAAACUCAGAAUUUCUGUAAAAGGGAAAAUGUUGAAGUGUUAGCACCGCCCGCGUUUCGCAUUCAAGCGAAACGUUGAGUCCAACAUAUUAUGGAAGGGCCACACCGGAAGUAAUUGACAACAAGCAUGGUUGGCGUUGAAUGAAGUGCAACUCGCCUCACACAGCUACGAUGAGCAGCUGCAGAAGAGUCUGUUCUCUGCGAUUGAGCGCUGGACUAAACUCUUUAUUUCACCGGGUGAAAACACAGGCCAACUGCGGCCGAUGUCCGUCUUUCUGCCGGACUCAUGGCACCGCUCCAAAACAGGGCCCAGACCCGGGGUCAGAGGUUAAGCCAAGGUUGAGAGCCAUAGACCUGGCGAGGAAGAUCCAGCAGGAGAAGGCGAAGGAAGUAGCGGAAGCCGAGCCGCAAGUAUCCAGUCAGAAGAAGAGGGUGAUCGAACUGAAGCAGUUCAGCCAGAAGCUCCAGAAGGUCCAUCCAAAUGUCCUGGCUAAACACCUGAGCCAGGCGGUGCUGUACCAGGACAAAGAUGUGGUCAUCACCAACAAACCUUAUGGUGUUCCUCUCAGAGAUGCCGCCGGAGUCACAUCUGUGGCGUGUGUUCUUCCUGUGGUUGCCAAGAUGAUGGAGGGCACCAAGGUCAGGAGUGAGGCUCAGUUGCUGCCCUCCCUGGCACUGGAGAAAGAGGCGACAGGAGCGCUGCUGCUCGCCAGGAGUGAAGGGGUGGUGGAGCACCUUCUGGGUCUGUACCGAAACAACCUCCUCCAGAGGAAGUACUGGGCGAUCACAGUUGGCGUCCCGGUGCCAGCCGAAGGAAUGAUCGACAUCCCCCUCAUAGAGAGAGAGGUCACGGGAGCUCAGCCUCACUACAAGAUGGCGCUGAGUCCUCUGUACAGAAUGAAUGAGGAAGGUGAUGGGGUGACCAAAGUACGGGGCAACCGUCAAGCCAUUCCUGCCGUCACCAGGUACCGUGUUUUGGAGAGUGCCAAUGGCUGCAGCCUGGUGGAGCUACAGCCGUUCACAGGAGUGAAGCACCAACUGAGGGUGCACAUGGCCUUUGGCCUGUCCUGUCCUAUUUUGGGGGAUCACAAGUACUCGCACUGGAGCAAACUGGCACCGCAGAAACUUCCAGAUCGGGUGCUGGGAAAACUUGGACUGGAGCAGAGCAAGAUUCGACAUCUUCCUCUUCACUUGCAUUCAAAGCUGCUGGCAAUUCCAAGGAAGGAUGAAUCUGAAAUCAAAGUGUCGUGCCCUCCACCCAAGUUCUUUAAGCAAACCAUGAGUCGACUCCAUUUGAUGUUUCCUGAUGAAAAAAAGGACAGAUGAUAUUUUCUGCUUGAAAACCUGUUUCUCUUGAACUUAAACUCACAGGAUGUGCAGUUAAAUGUGACGAUUCUGUUUUUGUAAAUAGAAACAACGGAAGUAGACUUUGGUGUUUGUCUCAAUGCGGCAGUCAUUUAAGUAAAAACAUUUU